AGGGCUUCUUUUUCUUUUUUCCCCGAGUCAGAGCUGCAGGCUGGUGGCUGUUUCAAUCAGAGGGAAGGCAGAGAGAGGAAGGGAGGCUCUGCAGGGAGAGAUGUAAGAUGGCAGAGCUACAAAUGUUGUUGGACGAAGAGAUUCCGGCCGGGAAGAGAGCGCUGGUGGAGAGUUACCAAAACCUGACGAGAGUAGCCGACUACUGCGAAAACAAUUAUGUCCAGGCCCAGGACAAGAGGAAAGCCCUGGAGGAGACCAAAGCCUACACCACCCAGUCCCUGGCCAGCGUGGCCUACCAGAUCAAUGCCUUAGCCAACAACGUCCUGCAGCUGCUGGACAUCCAGGCCUCGCAGCUGCGCCGCAUGGAGUCCUCCAUCAACCACAUCUCUCAGACGGUGGACAUACACAAGGAGAAGGUUGCCAGGCGGGAGAUCGGGAUCCUCACCACCAACAAAAACACAGCGAGGACUCAUAAGAUCGUCGCUCCGGCCAACUUGGAGCGGCCCGUCAGGUACAUCAGGAAGCCGAUUGACUACAAUGUCCUGGAUGAUGUUGGCCACGGGGUGAAGUGGCUAAAAGCCAAGCAACAUGGAAACAAUCAGGCCGUCAGAGCGGGAACGCUGUCCAGGACCAAUCCGCCAACACAGAAGCCGCCCAGUCCACCGAUGUCGGGGCGAGGCACGCUUGGACGCAACACGCCGUACAAAACGCUGGAGCCGGUGAAGCCGCCUACGGUCCCCAACGACUACAUGACCAGUCCGGCCCGACAGGGCGGCCAGCAGAACAGCCCCGGACGCACGGCGUCGCUCAACCAGAGGCAACGCACGCACAGUGGAAGCAGCGGGGGAAGCAGCAGCAGGGAGAACAGCGGCAGCAGCAUUCCCAUCGCCGUGCCGACGCCCUCCAUCCCCAACUCUGGACCAGUCCCGUUCGUGCCGGCUCCUCCGGGAGCCCCGCCGCCUCCUCCUCCUCCUCCACCUCUUCCUCCCCCUGGCGUUCCUCCACCUGCUCCUCCCAUGGGUGGGAUGGCCCCGCCUCCUCCUCCACCUCCUCCUCCUUAUCCAGCCGUAGUGGUGGCCUCUGGGCCCGGACUGGGCCCCGCUCCAGUGUCCCAGUUUGGAACCAUCUCGCGGCAGAUUUCGCGGCACAACCCCUCCAACUCCUCUGUCUCUAUGGUUUUGGCCACGGGCACCUACCGCCGGGCGCCUUCGGUCACGUCGCAGUUCUCCCUGCAGCAGCAGCAGCAGCUACAGCUACAGCAGCAGCAACUGCAGCAGCAGCCUCAUAUUAACGGAGGCACUCCUGGCUAUGGCCAAAACUCAAUGUCUGUCGCUCCUCCUCCUCCCCCCAUGCCCCAGCUGACUCCACAGAUACCUCUCACUGGCUUUGUGGCCAGGAUGCAAGAGAGCAUAGCAGACACCCCAACUCCACCGCCGCCGGAUGACCUCCCCAUGUUUGACGAGUCCCCACCGCCACCGCCUCCUCCAGUGGAUUACGAGGACGAAGAAGGCACCGUCCUGAAGUUUGACGACCCGUACGCUGACGGAGACCCGCAAUGGGCCCCCAAGAACUACAUAGAGAAAGUGGUGGCCAUCUACGACUACACCCAGGACAAGGAGGACGAGUUGUCGUUCAUGGAGGGCGCCAUCAUCUACGUGGUGAAGAAGAACGACGACGGCUGGUUCGAGGGCGUCUGCAAUGGCGUCACCGGCCUGUUCCCCGGCAACUACGUGGAGAGCAUCAUGCACUACGCCGAGUGAAGCCACCUGGCAGUAACAAGUCCUAUUUAUUCAGUCAUAUCCUAACCUGGUGACAGACUGAUAGCUGCAGCAGCAGAUGCAUAGAAAUAACCGUAUGAUCCCAAUUUUUUUUUUUAAAGAAUGGCAGAAUGUUUUCUCUUACUGAAUGCAAAUAAUAUAAGUGAUAUCUAUUUAGAUGGUGUGAUAGGGAUGGGUGGGUGGCAUUUAUACAUUUCUCCUGAACAAAGAUGAUCUAAUUAAAGAGUUUUAAGAUGAGCAAAAGAAAGGAAAGGACCUUCAGGCCAAGUAUCGGUUCAGAACAUGGGCUUGUUUUUUUGCAGAAAUCUGUAAAAACGGCGAACGUCAGAGUCGAUCGCUGUUCCUUUGAGCCCAGACAGGAAAACAAACACAAGACGGCUUGAUUUCUAAACACUGUAAAUGAUAUUUUAAAGAAUCAAAGCAUGAAAAUCUGAUGUAAUCUUUUAAGUUUUUUUGCCACUUUGCUUCAAUUAUGUUGUAAAUGUUUCUUUUUUUUUUUUAUUUGACUGUCGAAAUCACUGAAGUUUUUACUCUGAAGCCAAUUUACAAACUUUUCCAUGGGAUUUUUCUCUUUUUUUGUACAUAAUCUUAAAAUAAAGAAAUUGAGUUUUUGUUUUUCAUGAAUUUGAAACUUUUUAUGAAGCAUCAAGACGUUAAGCUCAUUCGAGAUGAGACGGAAACAUCAAGUUUUCACUCAAAUUAGCAGCUGAUUGGGCUAAAGUCCAUUUUUAUGUUGAAUUGUCAUUUCAGUAGCAAAAAUCUCACUAUUUGCAGUCGUUUAACAAUUGAAAAUUCAAACCCAAGCAGUUUAUUUUACAUAUCCUUUUUAGAUAAUGUGCAGCACUGUGAGCCAGAGAUUUGUCGUCUUUUAAAAGUAUUGAAGUAUCUCUGCUUUAUGGUAUUUGCUGGAAACUUUAGGACAAAAGAAGCAAAAUAAUUUCUUUUUUAUACCUACUUUUGAUUUGGGGUGUCCAAAGUGUGGCCAGAGGGCCAUUUGCAGCCCUUUGAAUUAUUCUGUGCGGCCCUUGUCUACAAUUAAAGAAGACAAGAACCGUACAGAAUAUUGAUGGUGAUGCACUUAAAUCCAAUUAAAGUGAGAUUUUCACAAAUCAAAAAUAAAUUAUGCAGACAAAUUAAUAUUAAAAUUAAAAACUUACACAACUAUUCAUCUUUUAAGACCUUUUUUGCUUUCAUUUUAAUUUAAUAGCACAUAACACCACAAACAUCCAGUAAGUUUUACUUCAAAGUAUAAUUAUGCCAAAUAAGAUGGUUUUUUUUAAGGAUGUGACUCAUCACGUUCUUGUAGCCUAAAAUACAGUUAAAAUCAUUUUCUGAGACUUUCUGCAUAAAAAUCAGGUAGUAUUUUUCAUUAAGAUAUUGUGAAAUUUGUUUUUUUUACAAUAGAAACAAUCAUGACUUGAUUUAAAUCAAUUAAUUUAGUAAUCGAUUAAUCGUGAACUGGAACACACAACUAAAGAUCACUUGCUGAGAGAACACAGCAGUAAUUAAGCCGAAAGUAUAAACAUAAAAGCAUUUUGCAUUUAGGAAUAAAAUGUUUGGAAAUAUGUUCUCAGAACUCACGUGGCAUAGUUUUAGCUUUGCUGGGUUCAAAUUCUGUCAAAAAUCCAGCGCUAUCUAGUUAAUUGGUUAUUCAAAGUAUUUGUCAACAGAUUAGCCCUACAUCUUAUUAAUGUUAAGUCAAGCAGAAAGGGCUGAGUAAAUCAAAGUAUAUUUUAAAUUGCAGAUUAAUAAUUUGCUACAAAUGAUCAAGCAUUCAUUAGAGGAAUGAUAAUAUUUAGGGAAUGUUAAAUUAUUCAUUGGCAUCUCACUGAAUUUCUUAAUUUAUAUAUUCUUUUAAAAAGGAUUAAGUGGCUAAAUGAAAAGCCUGCAGAAUGUGCUAAUUUUUUAUCCAAUUGUCAGAAUAUCCAAGUACUAAAACAAUUAGUUGAAGCCCUAAUUCUUCUAAAAUAAGAUUUGAGUGGAUACAAAAUGCUUCUUAUAUUUCUUUCUGCAUUUGCUUCAAAGCUGCAUGUUUUCUCACCGGGCACUCUGGCUUCUUCCCCGUUUUAUAAUAAAAUGUAGCAGCCACGCUUUCCUCCAUCUCGAAUCAGCCUGCCGUCGCUGCUGGAUUCAGGCUAAUCUGCAGCGGCUCCAUCCGACACUGCCUUUAGACAAUUCACUCAAUAAUCCAGGCCGAACAACAUAUACCUCCUCGGCCUCCUCUCAAUAAAACCCGACAUCAGGCGUCACUCAGGAAUCAUCUUGUCGGAUCGUCGCAGCCUUCUUUUUAUUUUCCAAAUUUAUGAGUCCAAGUACUGAAUCUGCUCAUUUGUAGAUAUAUGUUGAUUGAGAAAUUAAUGUACAGUCUUUUAUAAUAAACGAUUAUACAUA
This is a messenger RNA of Xiphophorus couchianus (Monterrey platyfish), 4169 nucleotides long. RefSeq names its product abl-interactor 1a (gene abi1a). Gene Ontology annotation, biological process: neuron migration. The record is from RefSeq and is a predicted model, not a curated record. Bases 108 to 1760 code for a protein of 550 amino acids. Gene Ontology annotation, cellular component: actin-based cell projection; SCAR complex; lamellipodium. Gene Ontology annotation, molecular function: SH3 domain binding; signaling adaptor activity. NCBI's taxonomy places the organism in Eukaryota, Metazoa, Chordata, Actinopteri, Cyprinodontiformes, Poeciliidae. The transcript has 12 exons.